AUGGCAGCGGAACUUAUUCAAUUGAAUCCUGGACAGCAAGUGGAAAGGUGGAAAAUCGAGAAAAAACUUGGAGAAGGAGGAUUCAGAGCGGUCUAUCGUGUCUAUGAUGCCACUGGAAAAUAUGCGAUGAAAGUGGAAGGAUGUAACGAAGAGAUUCAGGUUUUGAAACUCGAAGUUUCAGUGCUCACAGAGCUCUCGAGACGUGGAAAUCGACACUUCUGUCGAAUCGAGGAUAAGGGAAGAUUCAAAAACUUCAAUUUUGUUGUCAUGACACUUGUUGGCAAGUCGUUAGAGGAUUUGAAGAAAGCGGGAAGUGGAGGACACAUGUCAAUGGGAUGUUCAAUUGGAAUUGGAAUCCAGGCGCUGGAAGCAUUGGAAGAUCUACAUAACAUCGGGUAUUUGCAUCGAGACGUCAAACCCGGAAACUAUACCAUCGGACGCCUGGAGCUCAACGAAAUCCGGAAAGUGUAUAUUCUCGAUUUUGGAAUGUGCCGAAAAUUUACAGGACUCGAUGGCCUGAUCCGUAAACCACGGCAAGCAGCUGGUUUCCGCGGAACUGUCAGAUACGCUUCGAUUAGUUGUCAUAUGCAGAAAGACUUGUGCCGGAGCGACGACUUGGAGACGUGGAUGUACAUGCAAGCUGAAUUGUCUUAUGGCCGUCUUCCAUGGGCUCAUAUCAGUGAUAUGAAUGAGGUUGGAAAACAGAAACAUUCGAUUAGAAAGAACGCCCAGAAGUUGUUCCCUUCACCGUGUCCUCGGGAGUUUCAAGAAAUUUUCAAUUAUGUCGGCAAAAUGAAAUACUACGAUACACCUGAUUAUCAGAUGAUAUAUGGACAUGCUCCAUACGAUUGGGAGGCUGGAGGUCCUGCAGCUCACAUUCUUCGUUAA
Molecule: messenger RNA, 888 nt
Organism: Caenorhabditis briggsae
Lineage: Eukaryota; Metazoa; Nematoda; Chromadorea; Rhabditida; Rhabditidae
Exons: 4
Coding region: 1-888 (295 amino acids)
Biological process (GO): signal transduction; peptidyl-serine phosphorylation
Cellular component (GO): nucleus; cytoplasm
Molecular function (GO): protein serine/threonine kinase activity; ATP binding
Source: RefSeq, a predicted model, not a curated record